AGAAAGGCUUAUGAGACGGUUCAGCUGGUAAAGGCACUUGCCAAAAGACCUGACAACCUGAGUUCCACUCCAGAACACACAAAUAAAAUACAAGAAUAAGGGGAAAAAGGCAAAUCAAAAACUAUUUAAUAAUAAAUAUAUUUACUGUAACUCCAGCUCCAGGGAACCUGACACCUCUGGCCUCUGGGCAGCUGCACUCCCAUGCACACACACCCCUAAUAAACAUCAUAAAAGCUUAAACUUUCUUUUAGGCGAUGAGGCCAAGACUCUUUGUAAAACUGCUUGUUGCCCAAGUAUGCAGACCUAGGUUCAAAUCCUCAGUACCCUUCUAAAAUGCCAGGGGUGGGUGCAUGAGCUUAUGAUCCCAGUGCUAGGAGUAGAGACAGGCAGAUCUACCUGGAGCUCCCGGCCAGCCAGCCUAGCCAAAACGGAAAAAAAAUAAGAUGGGGAAGCAAUAACCUGAGCUGGCCUCUGCGUAUGCACACAACCACAAAGGUAUUUUUUAAAAAUACAAUUACUAAAAACAAAAAAAAAAAAACCCUGUUUUUUUACAAUAGAUUUGGGAAAGCUAAUAGGCCCUGACAGCGCCCCUAGAGAGAAGACUCAAACCCGGUGUCAACAUUCCACGGGCCCCGCCCACCUGCCUUAGCCCCGCCCCGGCGGCCGGGCGCCCUGGACAGCGGAUCCGCAGGCAUUUCCUGCACAGCUGCGUUCCCUGCAGCAGAGCCAGGCGCGGAUCCGCGGCUCUGGGACAGGUGACACUGCGCGGGACGACCCGAGUGACCGACAGGCGGGAGGAGGUGGGAAUUCCGCGGGGACGUGACCGUGGGCUGCGGCGGUAGGCGCGGGGGUCGCUUCGACCCGUCCGGGGUCGCCGCGACGCCCAGGAUCCGCUGCAUCGCGCCCUUCCGGCUUCAGAACCGGGGGCGGGGCCGGCGCUGCGCGGCCAGCCAACCUCGUGCCUUCAUGCAAAUGAAGGCUUGGUGACGCCUCGCCUCUUCAGCGCCCCCUUCCGGGGUCCGCGCCAAGGGGCGGAGUCUGGGUUGCGCGGCCAGCCAACCGCGCUCGCGUAUGCAAAUACCCGCAGGCCCCGCCCCCAGGCGCGGUCCGCCGGGUCCUCCCGCCGCCUGCAGGCCCCGGUCCAGGCGCUCAGGCCCCAACGCUACUUGCAGUUCGCGCCCCGCCGUCGGGGGGCGCCCGAGCGCCGCGGCCCCGCGCAUGCCCGCCCAGGAGCGCCCGCAGCCCCGCCCAGCCAGCCCGGAGCCCCGGACGCUGGUGUCUGGAAGCCGGGAGUCCCACGCUCACCCUCCGCAGUGUCACCCGGGGCCCGGGGGGCUCCGCACGAGGCCCCGGAAGAUCGUGUUUGAGGACGAGCUACGUCCCCGGGCCCCAUUGCAUGAAGAAAAGCCUCCCAAAGCUCUGGGACCCCGUCCCAACCCAGUGCCCGACUAUGAGCUUAAGUACCCGCCAGUGAGCAGCAGGAGGGAUCGGAGCCGCUAUGCUGCUGUGUUCGAGGACCAGUACGGAGAGUUCUCGGAGCUCCAGCGCGAGGUGGGGGCCACGCAGGCCAAGCUCCGGCAGCUGGAGGCCCUGCUGAUGUCACUGCCCCCACCGCGAAGCCAGAAGGAGGCUCACGUGGCAGCUCGUGUCUGGAGAGAGUUUGAGAAGAAGCGGGCGGAUCCUGGCUUCCUGGAUAAGCAGGCUCGCUGUCACUACCUGAAGGGUAAACUGAGGCACCUCAAGUCCCAGAUCCGAAAAUUCGAUGACCAAGAGGACAGCGACUGUGAGGACUCCGUGUACUUCUGAGUGUCCUGGAGAUGGUGGUGGCUUCUCAUCCCAUGGGGAACCACACUCCAGUUCUUCCAGGGGAAGCAAGUCCUAUUGAGAAUCCCAGAGAAUAAACAUGGAUUAGACCCCUA
Peromyscus californicus insignis is the source of this 1919-nucleotide messenger RNA. It is a transcript of the gene Ocel1, whose product is annotated as occludin/ELL domain containing 1. NCBI's taxonomy places the organism in Eukaryota, Metazoa, Chordata, Mammalia, Rodentia, Cricetidae. Gene Ontology annotation, cellular component: apical plasma membrane; bicellular tight junction; cytoplasmic vesicle. The record is from RefSeq and is a predicted model, not a curated record. Gene Ontology annotation, biological process: bicellular tight junction assembly.